GAGGAAGUCGGAGCACGCGAUUGCAAAGGUAGAUGCAAUGCGCCUGCAACAGCCCGUGCUUCUCUCGUCGGGGCGAGCGAGGGCCGCUGUCGCUCUCCGCGCGGAGACAGGAGUAGAGAGUGGCCAAGGCUGCACGCGAACGCAUGGCCGAGCGUGCAUAGGAUCGGAUGAGUUGUUUACGAAUGUGUCACCCUUGGUGGUUGCUACGAUGGGCGGAGAACCAGUUCAAAUCUUAAGAGUCGGGGAUGGAGAAAGAAUCGAGUUCAACCAGCGUGAGCUGGAGCGAAUUCUCUUGACUGACCACGUGAAAGAUCGCCCGGUCGUCGUAAUAUCGGUGGCCGGGGCGUACCGACAAGGAAAGUCCUUUCUGCUGAGCUUCUUACUGCGGUACCUGAGACACAAAGGUCGAUCCGACUGGAUGGAAGACACACAUGCCCCACUUCAUGGCUUUCAAUGGCGGCCGGGCAGUGUUCGAGAGACAACGGGAAUCCUGGUUUGGAACGAAGUGUUUUUGAUGAACGAUCCGAAUGGCGAAGAGGUGGCGGUUUUACUGAUGGACACUCAAGGGACCUUCGAUUCCGAGUCAACAAUGAAAGAAAGCACCGUCAUAUUCUCUCUCUCCAUGUUGACCAGCUCUGUGCAGAUUUACAACGUCAUGACUAAUAUAAAAGAGGAUGAUCUUCAACACCUCCAAUUUUUCGCUCAGUACGGCAGACUUGCUCAAAAGGGCAAGAAAACACAAGCCUUCCAAAAGCUUUUGUUUUUGGUUCGAGACUGGAGCUGGCCACACGAAUUUGAGUUUGGUUCCCGCGGUGGUAGAUCACUCAUCGCGAGUCGUCUGAAGAUCACGCGAGGGCAAGCUUCGGAGCUCAAGACGUUGCGGCAGGAUCUCUUGUCUUGCUUUUCGGACAUCGACUGCUUCCUCAUGCCCAGUCCUGGACAGAAGGUGGUGCGUGACACGUCGUUCGACGGUCGUCUUGCAGACAUAAGUGAAGAAUUUCUAGAUGAGCUUCAAGAGUUUGUUUCUUCCAUCCUCGCACCAGAAAACCUGUUGGUCAAGGAGGUUAACGGCAAAAGGUUAUCGUGCGAGCACCUAAUGACCUACUUCAAGACCUAUGUCGAAGUUUUCAAAGGAAGUGACUUGCCGGUGCCAGCGUCCAUGCUUAUGGCGACUGCAAAUGCCACCAAUGUGGCAGCAACGGACAAAGCCAGACAGCAUUAUAUAUCAGUAAUGAAAAGCCGGCCUAGAAGAGACCUGGACAGGAUGCGCCAGUUUCAUCGCGAGAAGCUGGCAGAGGCGGAGAAUGUUUUCAACGACUUUCCGAAGAUGGGUAGUGACGCGAUGUCAUGCACAUUCAUGGAUGUUCUCAUUAAGGACCUUGAGGAACUGUUCGACCAUUUCAUGAAGGAGGAGGAGGAGAUAAUCAGAAAGGAGCAGGAAGAAGAGGCAAAGAGAGAAAGGGAAAGGCAGCUGGAGCGGGAAAGGGAAGAACAAAGGAAAAGAGAGCGAGAGCUCGAAAGACAAAAGGCAGAGGCAAGGGAAGCAGAAAUGAAGAGAGAGAGAGAGGCAAUGAAAGAGAAGGAAAGAAAGAUGAAAGAAGAACGAAUUAGAGAAAAAGAAAGAGCAGAGCGCUUGGAGAGAGACAAAGAGGAGUUUAACAGGCAGAUGACAGCGAUGAAGAAAAAGUGCGAGGACUUGGAGAAGGCGACGAGCGGAAACGGUGCGGAUCUAGCCAACGCUAUCGUGAAUGGAAUCGCAAAUGGUUUGUCAGCGAUCUCAAAUGCGGCCGCUACAUUCCUGACGUUUAGAACGGCCUUCAGAAAAUAAUGAAGCUAUCCGAUUGUCAAUAUUUCCGCCUCAUUGAGUAUCGCGCAUUUCGAUUCCUCAGUGUUUCGGUGCAGAAUUCCGCCUGCAUUUAUUAACGCCCGUUCGAAAUCCUAGCCUUAUUGCUCCCGUGAAACAACAACGCAGCACCGCCGGCUGUCAUACGCACUAACAGGAAACGUCACGCUGAUACAUGUGGAAUAGCAGACGUAUCGUUACCCUUCGGUUGCUUUGAAGAAAUAGAUUGAACAGAAAGCUACGGAGUAAUUGUUCAAUACACCAAAUGUUUGCUUACAGUUGUGCUGAAAUCCCGCGAGCCGACUGCAUUCCAAUUACAGGGCAGGCAUAUGAACCUGGGUAUUGGAACGAUGCCUGCCUCGGCUUCUAGCACUCUUCAAGAGAAUUGCUCGUUUGGGCUACUUUGGUUACAUGGGGCGCAUGUGGACAAACGCCGUGAAGUAGACUUUGUGAUUACUUAUUGCAAUAAAAUGUUGCUUUUAUUGAGCC
Molecule: messenger RNA, 2332 nt
Organism: Rhipicephalus microplus (southern cattle tick)
Lineage: Eukaryota; Metazoa; Arthropoda; Arachnida; Ixodida; Ixodidae
Product: atlastin-1
Molecular function (GO): GTP binding; GTPase activity
Source: RefSeq, a predicted model, not a curated record